AUCCUUGAUCAUCAUGACCUCGCGCAGCUCAUCAUGCUAUCUUCCACUUCUUUCUUUCUAUGUUCUCGGAAAUAUGCUUUUACUUACACCACUGUCUUAAUUUUUUCCUUCUUAUUUAUAAUUUGGACCUGUAUGGACCUGUAAUAUGUAACACAAUGUGUCUAAUAAUGCUAUGUGUCGAAGACAUGAAAUGGAAAGUACAGAAAAAUAUGCUUAACUGAUAAAGACAAGAACUUAGAAAUAUCAUUCCUGAAAACCUAUCAUUUCAAAGAAAAUAAAACAUGAACAGUAAGUAACCACUCAGUAUAUUUAUAAUUUUUUUGUUAUGUAAUCUAUAUAAAUUCUUAUGCUCGUACCUUCUUCAUAGUGUUAUAUAAAAUCAAAUUAACAAGAUCAUGUACAUGUUAACAUUUCUGGUGUAAUGUUUCAUAGUAUUUAUUUAUUUAUUUAUUUGCUUGCUUAUUUGGUUAUCUAUGAAGUGUUCUGGGAGUCAUUAGAUGAUUUUAGUACCUAACACGUGGCAACACUUCUCAGUCUAGUUGUCUACGUGGCAUUUGCGGGGUUAGGCAAAGUAGUGGCGUGCUCUUAUGUGCGAUUUAUAGGAUUAAAUCCUCCCAUAUUCAUCAUGCCCACCGUCCUGUUUACUCCUGACGGCACGGCGCAAGGCUACAGUCAUGAGUGAGCACGGUGAGUCAAACUGGAAGGGCGGGAGGAGGAACGAAGAGGUGGUGGUUGGCAGUGGACCGGAGGUUAAUGGCGGCUAAGAAAACUGCUCACUGCUCAGCUCUUCCGUUGGACUCCCAAGGUGUUUAGCAGUUUAGGUUUACAUGAGCGAAGUUUUGGCAUUAGAAGGAUCUGCCCAAUGGAGAGGAGUGAAGCUGUCCGGAUUAGUAGCCCGGCUGUGAAUCUCCAAUCCACUAGGGGUUUCCUGAGUGUCGGCCAGUGAGGCCUCAGAAACCCGACCCUGGUAUAGUGCACUUAGGUAGUUAGGGAACUCUUCCCCUGAGCUAGUCCCUACAGAAGGGUCUAGGUACAUAGGAACUUUAGGUGGCUGCUCUUAGAGCUAGGCCAUAGGACAUGCAUCUCCCUGCGUAGCAGGGAGGUGCAGCUAGGGUGAGAGGUGAACUGGACUAGCUGAGAUGCGUAACACCUACACCAUGGUAGCAACUAAUGGCGUGCAUCUCCCCGCGUAGCCGGAGAGGUGCUUCUAGGGAGUACGUGGUUGGUAUCAUGGACUUCAGGAUGGCCACCAACGAGGACCGCGAGGACGACCCAGGACCGAGAGACGGACCACAACCCGAGGACCAAGAGGACGACUUCCAGACAGGACGGGAGGAACGUACGAAGAACCGCAGAAAGGAAGCAAGGGAGCGCCGACGACAACAGCAGCUUGCCCUAGGAGAAGACAUCAACAUCCAGCCGGAUCAGAUGGGGCAGCCAUGGCGCAAAUUCAAAGCGCUUCCAAACGAACACUACCGGACAGGAUUUGACGUCGUAGAUGCCUUGGCGCGAGCACAUCCUACACUUCGCCUUAAGGUACGUCCCAACGUGAAGCGGGAAGUGAUCAUCACUGCACUAACCGACGAGGCUGCUACACUCCUUAGCAACACCAAGACCAUCCACAACAAGGCGGUUCGGAUUGAAGCUCUCGACCCGGAGGAAAGACAGAAACGAUGGGUGGUAAUGAAGUUCCCCCUCGGGCUGGAGCCUCACCUGUUGAUCCAGCAUCCGCAAGUCUUGGAGGCUGAGCAGUUCACGCUCAAAGACAGACACCUGGAGAGGACUGUAGAAACCAGACAGGUACUUAUCAAAGCUACAGGAACCUUUCCUGACAGCACUGUCGACUUAGGGUGGUACGGGAAAUACAAAUUACGCCCAUACACUCCUGACCCUAUUCGGUGCUUCAGGUGCCAACACUUCGGCCACCACCAAACUACUUGCACCAGGCCGUUCUCGUGCGCAGUCUGUGGCGGCCGCCACCAAUCCGAGGAAUGCUUCAGGAACAAGAGAGAAAAUCACAUCUCGGCUGAUGUCAGGUGCCCAAAUUGUCAACGUAGUCAUCCUGCCUGGAGCCUGCACUGUCCUGCUAGGAAAAAGGCAAUUAGGGACAAAAUGGGCAUUCCUCAUAAUCAACCCGAACCUCCAAACCUUCAAGUCCAGCCAGCGCCUAGUCUAAAUGACCCGGCGCAUUUUCCAGCACCCCAGACUACGACUUCGCAGCCUGUAUCGCCACCGCCAGCAACACUUUCGCAUAAGGAAUUACAUACAACAGAAGCCGCUACGCAGACAACUGAAAAAGAUACGACCACCACAGCCAGCAACCACACAGCUAAAGACACAUGUGAAACGCUUGAGAUAACGCCGGCGUGCUUACACACGCUCCUUGAAGGCCUUAUCUCCAUACUUCAUCCACAGGCCAACAGAGAUGCCAUAAAAACUCAGAUUACUACAUUAAUUGAAGCCACUUUUCGGGCAAGCACCACCACCACACACCUUGACACUCAAGAAACAGAAGAUGAGGAAGACCCAGAAGCUGAAGAGGUAGAUAUUGACACAACUAAUGAAGACCAUGAGGACGAGACAAACAGCGCAGACAAGAGUGGAGACGAAACCCUGAGCAACGAGAGCGGCGUUACAGGAAAAAGCGAGCAACUAACCGGCCGAAAGGGACGAAGGAACGAUGAGGGCAGACGACAUGUUGUAGCUCAGGCCAGCCCUAGCUACGCAGGACAGCAUGCCUCACCUAAAGCGCCAGUCACCCGCAGCAAGACGGGCAAGAGAACAUCAUCUCAAAACAGCUACUGGAAAGAAAUAACACCCAACAUGGCAGAAAAGGACAACCUUAAGAUAAUACAAUGGAACAUAUGUGGGCUGCGUAGUAAAACACACCACAUCAGGGCAGCAGCAGAGGCAGAGGAUGUUGACAUUUUUCUCCUACAAGAAACUAAAAUGCCCAACACCAUCUUCCGACUCUCAGGUUACCAAGUCUUCCUCACACCACAGACAGGAGGAACCAACGGCCUCGCCACACUGGUAAAGAACACGCUCCCAGCAAUCAAAAUAGCUGACACACCUGACUGCGGAGAAGGAAACGAGGUACUGGGAGUACGAGUAACGACACGGAACAACGAGCUAGCAAUCUACAAUGUAUACCGUAAGGCAAAUACGGACUUCAUCGCUAGCGAGCUGCUAAGCACAGUUUACUAUGACACUGUCCUGAUAGGUGGCGACUUCAACGCUCACCACCCACAGUUUAACCCGAACUUGGGGAAGAUAAACGCUGCUGGAAGACAAAUCGUCAGCCUGCUCGAACACAUACCCGAAGUCACCCUGGCGACUGGACCAGAAGCAACCCAUAUACAAGGAGGAACGUUAGACCUAACGCUUGUAUCGACGGACCUGUACCCAAAAAUUCAGUGGAGCGUUCACCCCACCCUUACAAGCGACCACUUUGCCGUUAAUAUCACCCUUGAAGAUUCUGCCCCGGAGUAUCUUACGCUUCCCCCGCCCAAGUGGAACAUCAAACACAUCAACUGGCCUACAUUCCAACAAGAGCUGGACACCUGGAGUGAAACGUAUAUAACUCCGGACGACAUAAAUGAAGCUGAGAAGAACCUCGUCCAAGCCUUUCAUGCGGCACUGGACAAAGCUUGCCCAGUGUCUUCUCACAGCAACCGCCACUACAAGGACCACUGGUUUUAUGACGACGAGGUCAAAGAACUAUAUGCAAGGGUCAACUCAGCCAGGAAACGGUUUCGGAGGCAAAGGACUGAAGACAAUAAAGAACUUUUACAAGCCGCAGUAAGAAGCUCCGACAGACGACUAAAGGAAAUAAGACGCGAGAAAUGGUUGGAGUGGUGUUCCCAGUUAAAUGCACACACGUCUCUGGCUCGUUUAUGGGACCACAUCCGCAGAGUCACCGGAAAAACAAGAACAAGAGCUCCCCUCCACCCAACCCCACAAGUUGAGGCGGAAAGACUAGCUACACUGUUCAGAGAUCGCGCGUCGUCAGCACAACUACCGACCAACACCAGAAGGAGGCAAGACGACAGGCUCCUUGCCAGACGCAACACCAUAGCAACAGCUUGUCAGCAACCCAGCCCUUCCGAUGUCAACUUCACUCUCCAUGAACUUCUCUGUGUUGAGAAGACAGGAAAGGACACAGCACCGGGAGACGACCGGCUGACAUAUCUGAUGAUCAAGAACAGCGGGGAAGCAGCCAAGACUAUGCUACUGGCCCUAAUAAACGCCACCUGGAGACAAGGCCAGUUACCAGAUACAUGGAAAACUGCCAAUGUGACCCCCAUUCCUAAACCAAAGGACCCCGGCAACCCGAGGCCUAUUCAUCUCCUCAGCUGCUUGGGAAAGACAGCAGAGAAGCUUGUUCGAAGACAGCUGGAACACCAGGUCGGCCAGCUGCACCCUCAUCUCUUCGCUUACAGAAGAGGUGUCGGCACGACAGAGAAUCUAGCAGGGCUCCUGAGCACGGUAGAUGGGCACCCUUCCGUGGUAGUCUUUCUUGAUCUGGAAAAAGCGUUUGAGUUGGUAAACCCAAUGACCAUCCUAGAGACGCUCGCACUUAAAGGGGUACAAGGAAGACUACUGAAAUGGAUCCAAGGUUAUAUCACUGGAAGACAUCUACGAGUCACAUUCCAAGGGAAGACGUCCCUUCAAUACUCUCUAGAAAAUGGCACCCCGCAGGGAGGGAUUCUGUCCCCAAUACUAUUUAACCUAGUCAUGGAAAGGUUGGUCAGCAUAGACUUUGAGAGAGGGGUUAAACUCCUCUGCUCUGCCGACGAUCUCCAGUUGAUUUCACAAGGGAAUGCCAAACACCGCAAAGCUCAGGUGGCUCUGCUGAAAAUCGAGCAGAUGUGUACAGAACUCGGCCUCAAGAUUAACCCCCUUAAGACUAAAGCCAUGCUUAUCAAGGAGAGGAGGAUACCUGAGGGAAAUCUACGGAUCCAGGACACUGACAUCGAGUGGGUCCAGAAACAUCAGUGCCUUGGAAUCCACUUCGACUACAGACUCUCCUUCAAGCCCCAGGUCGAGUACCUAAAGGAAAGAAUGGCCACAAGGAUCAAUGCGAUGAAAGGCAUGACUGCACUAUCUUCCGGAGCCGACUAUGAUGUCUUACGAUCUUACUAUGUCCACGCAGAUUAUUCCUCCAUUGCUCUGGUCGGGUUGAAUCCCACAGAACUACAUGCCUUACAAGUACAGCAGAAUAAGGCCAUGCGCCUUAUUGUUGGAGCUCCUAUAUGGACAAAACUUAGUAAUCUACAAGUGGAGACGGGCAUAGCGCCCGUAGAAGCAAGGAUCACUAAAAAUGUUGCAGUAGCCACAGCGAAGCUUCUCACCACACCUGGUUACCCACUGACACGAUCCAGGCUUAGAACCGCAGCAGCCCAGGGAGAGCAGUUCGACACCACCAGGUGGACUCGCAAGGCCAACAUAGCAUUGUCAUCCUCAGGACUAAGAUACGUCGGAGCACUGGAUGAAGAUACUGCAUGCGAAGGUUAUACAGAACCACCUCCUUGGACAGAGAACCAUACGGUCUACAGCUGCAAGCUCCCUGAGGCUCCCAGAGACGACACUGUAAGAAGACGAAUACACGGCGAGCUCCAGAUAGCCAGGCUGACAAUUAACGACGCUGAAGUUUUCUACACUGAUGGGUCAGUGGACGAAGAUGGCAGAAGCGGAGCUGCCUUCAUCUACAACGGAGAACAGUUCCUAACAAGACUUUCUGAUGGCUGCAGCAGUAUGCAGGCAGAGAUGGUAGCUAUACAGCAAGCCACGGCUCACGCUACUACACUACCCAACACCGACAUAAUCAUACACACCGACUCACAGUCAGCAAUGGAGGCUCUCCAAGCAAGGAACCUAAAGGACAACAUUCGGCUCACUACCACCGUCAAGAGGAACAUCCGGGAACUGCAGCGUCAAAGGAAAACUGUCACCAAUAAUUGGAUUCCGAGCCACGUAGGGAUUCAUGGGAACGAGUCAGCCGACAUGGCAGCGAAGACAGCGGCGCUCCUUGCUGAAGUCACAACACAUGUCCAGCCUUCACUCUCGGCAAUGAAGAUGGCUGCACGACGACGAGAGACUACUAUUACGACAAACAGAAACAGGACGUAUGCUGCAGAAGGAUCCAGGAGCUGUCAAUGGUACAGAGGAGUGACGGACGGCAAGAGACUUAGGAUUCCGAGAGGUACGCCGAGGACACUACGAGUACAUCUUCACCGGUUAAGACUCGGAUACGUGUGCAACUGGAGAAUACGUCAACAAGAAGUACGGCCGUGUGCCCACUGUGGGGUCCAUCAGGAAGAACCGUUACUACACUGGGUGCUGCAAUGUGACAAGACGGAACAACUCCGCCACCAGCUAUCUACACACCACAUGAACCCACAAGACAUUGAAGCAAGGGGCACAGCUGUGAGAAUGCUGAAAACACUCUUCUCUAGCCACAUGGACAUUCUCACGAAUACAAUCCAACAAUACCCGCCACCACGCUGACUUAGCUUAGCUAGAGAUAGGAGAGGGACACAUGCUAUGGCUCACCUCUUAGUUUUUAGCUACGGGCCGCCAACGGCAAUGGCCCGUUUCGGGAGUAAUUUGUUAUGUAAAUAUUAUUUAUAAGCUUUUUUGUUUCCUUGAAAUAUACUUGUCUGUA
Molecule: messenger RNA, 6667 nt
Organism: Scylla paramamosain (green mud crab)
Lineage: Eukaryota; Metazoa; Arthropoda; Malacostraca; Decapoda; Portunidae
Exons: 3
Coding region: 1171-6510 (1779 amino acids)
Molecular function (GO): nucleic acid binding; RNA-DNA hybrid ribonuclease activity
Source: RefSeq, a predicted model, not a curated record